AUGAGCGAAUCUCUAUACAUUUCUCUUGACAAUAAUCAACAACUUACUAUGACAAACGACACUAAUCCUUCUGAAAAAUUUAUUCGUGGUGAUGUCGCCUGGGUUUUGACCGCGGCAUGCUUUACAUGGCUAAUGACACCAGGAAUUGGUUUAUUCUAUAGUGGCCUUGCUCGGAGAAAAAACGCUUUAUCUUUAAUUAUGCUAUGCUUCUUAGCUAUUCCUAUAGUAUCUAUUCAGUGGUACACAUGGGGUUACAGUUUGACUUUUAACAAAAAUGCUGGUCCAUUUAUUGGUAAUCUACAGAAUGUUUUCUUCUUAAACCUUGAUUGGGACUCCGGUCCAACAGAUGCAAGUCAAAAUAUUCCAGAACAUGCUUUUGCUGUCUUCGAAUGCAUGUUUGCAAUUCUUUCUGCUGCCAUCAUCGUUGGUGGUGCUGCUGAACGUAUAAGAAUAUUUCCUACAAUUAUAUUUAUCUUCUUUUGGUCUACACUCGUUUAUGAUGUCAUCGCUUCAUGGUGUUGGUCUAAAAAUGGUUGGAUUGCAAAAUUAGGUGGUCUUGAUUAUGCAGGUGGUAUACCAGUACAUGUAUCAUCUGGUGCAUCCGCCCUUGCUUUCUGUUUGAUCGUAGGUAGACGUCUCGAAGACAAUGGCAUGAAGCCUCGUAGAGUUAUUGAUGUAAUUCCCCAUAAUAUUAUUAAUGUUGUUAUUGGAACUAUAUUUUUAUGGUUUGGAUGGUUUGGUUUUAACGCUGGCACAGCUAUGGCUGCCAAUAAACGCGCGAUAAUGGCCUGUAUCGUUUCAAAUCUUUCUGCUUCAUUAGGUGGACUUACCUGGAUGUUUUUAGAUUAUUGGCGUAAUGGAAACCUAUAUGCCGUUAGCUUUUGUAGUGGUGCCAUUGCAGGUCUGGUCACUAUAACUUCAGGUUCUGGUUAUGUUUCUCCUUUUUCAGCUGUAAUUUUUGGUGUAAUUGGUGGUGCCGUUUGCAACUUUGCUGCAAGAUUGAAAUUUAUACUUAAUUUCGACGAUUCUAUGGAUGUCUUUGCUAUUCAUUGUGUUGGUGGUUUAAUUGGAAGUAUUUUAACAGGCGCCUUUGCUGAUAAAUACAUUGCGCACUAUAGUGGUGAGUUUUCGUGGGAGUUAAACGAAGCGGGUGAAUUGGACGGUACUGACAUAACUGAACAUGGCGAAGCCGCUUAUUGUUUUGCUGAUGCUCCUGAAGAAAAUGUUAUUAGAAUUAAUGAUAAUUGA
Molecule: messenger RNA, 1248 nt
Organism: Dentiscutata erythropus
Lineage: Eukaryota; Fungi; Glomeromycota; Glomeromycetes; Diversisporales; Gigasporaceae
Source: the annotation of a GenBank genome assembly